Molecule: messenger RNA, 1116 nt
Organism: Saccostrea echinata
Lineage: Eukaryota; Metazoa; Mollusca; Bivalvia; Ostreida; Ostreidae
Exons: 2
Coding region: 1-1116 (371 amino acids)
Source: RefSeq, a predicted model, not a curated record
AUGGCAUCCAGUAAACCAAAAUAUCCACUGGGCUCUCCUCAAGAGCAUACUGAAAUGUGUAAAACCCAUGAUUUACCUAUUGAUGUUAUAUGUGAUGACUUCAAUGAAUUCAUUUGUGGUAAAUGUAUCAAAACAGAUCACAGAGAUCAUGACUGGAACACUGUACUCGCAGCAGCCACCCAAAGGAGGAGAGGUUUGAUAAAAUUUCUGAGGAAGAUCAAGGAGGAAGAAUUGCCAGGGAUUAAUGAGAAGCUAGAGAAGGUGUCAAAACAGAUCACAGAAAACAAAGAACUGUGUGACUCUGAGAUUAAAAGACUACAGAAGCAUUAUAAUGAGAUAAUGGCCCGGAUGACAAAUAUCAAGGAACAUAAGGAACAACAAUUUAGAGACAAUUUGAAGAAAAACAAUGAAAAGUUGGAUGUUGCACAAUCAGAGUUAAAUAAAAAGAAGAAAGAAAUUGCUGACAUAGUUAAGUUUUUGGAGGAAUACAACAGUACCAUGUCAGAUUACGGCUUCAUUGACAAUUACAGAGAACUGACACAACUGCUUUCUGGCCUGGAUGUUGAUAUGAAGAAUAGUACACCAUCAGUGAGAUACAGUACAGUGAUGCCGAAUCUGUCAGUCAGUGGACUACUGAAAUCAGAUCAUUUUGAAUUAGAGUUACACAGCAGACGUCUGGUGAGGCACAUCACAGUGACAUGUGAUGUCAUCCAUGAGUAUGAGUACCAGGAGGACGGUCAGACUAGACUUUUUACGUUGCCACGCAGCGUCACACAGAACAGCAAUAGUGAUAUCUGUGUUGUUAACCGUACAAAUUCCACUGUAGGUGAAUUAGUGAUUAUGUGUACUUCUGGUCGUGUAAAGUAUGUCUACCGUGGACAGAACCUGACAGAAGACUUUUGGCCAGGUAAUGCAGUUUGGGACUCGCUCUGUAACAUUCUCGUUCCUGACCUUAAUGAUAAACAGAUCCAUCUGCUGAGUCCUGUUGGUGAAUUUUUGAAGUAUUUACUGACAGAAAAUGAAGUGAACUGUCCAACCAGAUUAUCACUGUACAAGUCUACGCUGUGGGUGGGAAAUAUGGAAGGACUUGUCAAAGUGUUUCAGUACACAAUGUAA